AUGUUUGCGACGCCAAGGCCAACUGACGAUCGAGGAAAAACCCUUGCGAGAAACACUCUGUUGCACCUUUCAAAGGUAACAGUCAGUAAAUUAGAUACAUUAAUCAUGGAAGAUAAAGUGGAUUUGUUUGAAAAUCAUCAAAGUGAUAACUCUGCAAAAAAUAAUGAAGGAUUAGAUAACAAAUUAAAUAUGCCAUUACAUGACCAAAAACAGGAUCAAUCUCCAGUGAAAAACAGUGCUGUAAGAAAAAGUAAUCGAUCCCGCAAAACACCUGUACAUUUAUCAGAAGCCAUUACUGAUGCACAUGCAGUUGGUGAAUCAAUUCAGAAAAGGUUGUUAAAGACUGCUAUGGUUAUUUCUCAGAAACAGACAAAGCUGCCUUCCCGUCAAACCAAUCCAUAUCCAGAUUUUAGAUGCGAUCAUUGUGGAUCACGUUAUGUUGUUAAUCCAAUGAGGAGAGGCAAUAAAGUUAGCUUUUCCAAAUACAAGGCUGCUCCAAGACACAAAAUUGAUCCUGAAACACAAAAGAUAUUAACGUUGUGCAAUGCAUGUGGGUUAAAAUUUGGAAGACAAAAGAAAGGUAGACGGAAAGAAGAGAUUUCCAUAGAAGAACAGAAGAAAUUCAUAGAAGAAGGUGAAAGGUUUGCAAAGGAGUUAGGUUUAAAACUGGAAAACCCAGCAGCUGCUCGUUUGUUUUGCUCUAAUAUGACCAAAUCAGCUUGUGGGUGCAUACAGAAAUACAUUUGUGUAUCAGAAACUGCAAAUGUGGACGAAAUUUUAAACAGAGGUAAAGAAUUGCUUGAACUUUUAAUGGAAGCGAUGGAGCUGAAGAAACAGAAAUGUUAUGAACUGCCAGUCUUAGAAGAAAAAGGAGCAAAGAGAAGCUCCAUUAAAGUUGGCCUUGGUAAUGGACACCGAAAAUCAAAAGAAUUUGAAGUUUUUGUUCUUACUAAGCGAAGCUAUUUGCGUGAGCAGUUGAAGUUCUGUGAAAAGGGGACACAAAAGAUUUUGUGCUACUCAAAUAAUUUCUUACAUAAAAGAAUGAAAACUGACCCAGAGAAAGGAGUACGUGUUGAACGUCAGAAAGGUAAAGCGGCAUUGGGUAUGUUGAAACCUAUACAAGAUCUACCUUUGGAAACAUGUUGCGUCGACAAUUGCGUCAGGAUGGCAGUAACGCAUGGUCGUCUGUUGGAAGUAUGGCGUCAAAGAGCCGCGUCCAGUCAAGUAGAAGCACGCAGGGUACUUGCAGAGAUGUUAACUCCUUCCGGUGGAAACAGAGCGAACUGCUAUCGCUUCGUAUCGCUUGUAACUGGGUGCAGCAACACCACCAUUGGUAAAGUGAAUGAUCAAAUGAAGAGUACAGGUGGGGAUAGAGAACCUCCAGAACAUGGGUUAAAAAAAUAUCGCAAGGAAAACCCACCAGUAAAGAAGAAUACUACGCCUCAGCCUACGUUUGUACCUUCUUAUCAAAUUCUCCAGACAGCUGCCAACUCAGCUGGUCUUUCUACUAUGAUGCAAGACAUAAAUUGUAAACUCUCCGAACCUUUAACAAAGAAAACCAAGCGUGGAGCGAAAAGCAAAUCUGACCAGAAGAACAAGAAAGCUUCCGCCUAUACGCCAUUGUUAAACGCAUAUAACAUAGUCACUGACAACAACGAGCAUACAACUAAUGUUCAAAACAUAUCUGCAGCUGUGCUCUCAUUAAACGGUAACUAUCAAAAUGGAGGGUUUAUUUCCAUACCAGCAGGUUUAGCAGCCGCCAAUACGAUUGCUAUACCGAACGGUGUUUCCCUUCAAACUGCUCAACAUCAUCUUCAACAGCAACAAUUGCAACUGCAAAUACAACUGCUACAGCAGCAGCUGCAAACAAACCAAACUGCCAGUAUAACGCAUCAAGCAACUGACGCUUCUGAGUUUGUGGUUGCCGUCACCCAUCCGAUGGAACACAGCGUGCAGCAAGUUGCUACUCCGGUUGUCGUACAAUCUGUCACAACGCAACCAAUUGUCCAUAACGUCGCCGCUCAAUCGAUUCUACCCAAUGCCGUGCAAAACGAAGGCGUCUUGUCGACCUUAGUGACUAAUGCUGCUGGACUCAACUUUGUAUCUGCUAGUGGUAAUGUGAAUUUGUUACAUCAACAUCAGUCGCAGCAACCUCAACAGCAACAUUCCCAGAAUAGCGACGGUACACGAGCUAACCUUUCCCUUCUCACCUCAUCAAUGACAAAUACAGGUGAGAUCGGCAUUAUAACACCAAAUAAUACCGUUAAUGUUCUCACGCCUCAAACGAAUAUAACAGAUAAUGCAGCGAGACAGACACGUGCAAUCGAAUCUUUUCGGCAAGUACAUUUAAUUACUUCGCAGUCGCCAACCAUGGCUAUAAGCCAGCCUGUUACAAUUUCUUUACAAAAUCCGACUAUAUCUUUGUCUAACUUACCCACAAUGUUACUCACGCAAGCAUCAUCCAACGAGCAGCAACAACAACAACUACUCAUCCAACCUACAUCAAACCCUCAACGGACUUCAGAACAAUUGAUCAUACAGCGACCGUUGAUUUCGCAGUCGGCAAGCGAUCAGAUUGUCAUGCACCAGUCUCUACCUACAACUCCUUCUAACAGCGAACAAUCUGUCGCCAUGACAACCACAGUAUUACCGCCAAUGUCGUCUUUUAAUGCUGACGCAUUUUUAACGGGUGACGGGUCGACGACUUAUACUGUUAUAAACAGCGGAACAAUUUCGCGACUUCAACAGCGGCAAGGAGAAAGUGAAAGUCAACCGGAAGAUAUACAAGUAUCUUUUUGCAGUCUUAACAAUGCGCAUUCAUAGUAAAAGUGUAAAAAAUGUAGUAUUUAUAUAUUAAUAGGGAAUGUAGUGCACUUCAAUUAUUUUUCAUUUCA
Hydractinia symbiolongicarpus is the source of this 2894-nucleotide messenger RNA. RefSeq lists its product as uncharacterized. NCBI's taxonomy places the organism in Eukaryota, Metazoa, Cnidaria, Hydrozoa, Anthoathecata, Hydractiniidae. The coding region runs from base 1 to 2823 and encodes 940 amino acids. The record is from RefSeq and is a predicted model, not a curated record. The transcript is spliced from 11 exons.